GGAAAUUUCUUACAUCUUGUCGCGAUUAUUAUUGUCAGCUUAUCGUGCGAGGCACAUGAAAUACCAUAGAAUCAGCAGAUAAGAAUGACUCAUUUAUCGUCGCUCAUACGCUGGAGCAAAUAGGGCUAGUCUUCAGUUUUUUAAUUUAGCCUAGUUUUUAGUUUUUUAGUAUUUGUUUAAAUGAACUGUUGGAGUGUACAGGAUAAUUUGCUGGUGAAUGUUUUCAUCAUGUCCCUAAUAAUUAUUGUUUAAGAGAAAUUUUUUAACAUUCUUUUAGAGUUGCUCUUGUCCCGCCCUCUUCUAGCAGCUAAUCCAGCUAUAUGGACCGCGGGAUAUUUUAAACGCUAAAAUGUGACAGUCGCCCUCCCGGCGACGGAGUCCGGCGAGGCGGGGAGCUCACCGUCGGCGAGCGGGGGCAGAUCGCGCGGCGCGGAAGUCCGGGCGAGCGAAGCCAACAGAAGGUCCUCCGGCAAGCGAUCGAUCUCGCAGCAAGCGGGCUCCGUGGCUGCCGUCGAUUCCAUCGGUUCCCCCGCCUCCUCGGCUCCUCGAUUUUCACGAUUCUUCCGCUGUCGGUCUUGGGGUGGGGGAUGACGGAGGGGGAGAGCGGGGUGCGGCGGUGGCUCGUAGACAUCAGCCGCUGGCGCCCUUCCCCCGCCCAGUUCGACGCUGCAGCCGCCCUCCUACCGCCGCACGAGCGCCCCGCCAUCUCCAGGUUCGUGAAGGAGGACGACAGGAAGCGGGCGCUCGUCAGUCGUCUGCUGCAGUACUCCCUCGUGCACCACCUCCUCCGCAUCCCGUUUCACCUGAUCAACAUACGCCGCACAACCGAGGGGAAACCGUACCUACAGAAUAAUUCUUCAGCCUUCCCGAACUUCAACUUCAGCACCUCGCACCAUGGGGACUACGUCGGUAUUGCAUCCGAGCCACUUUGCCUUGUCGGCCUGGACAUCGUGUCCGUUUCCGAGCCCCAUGGAGAAACCGCCGCCGAGUUCGUCAGCAACUUCUCUUCGUGCCUUACUGACCAUGAGUGGAGCUGCAUCGUUCGUGCUGGCACUCCCAGGGACGUGCUGACAGAGUUCUACAGGUAUUGGUGUCUCAAAGAAGCAUUUGUCAAGGCCAUAGGUGCUGGCGUCGGAUUUGGGUUGCGCCGACUGGAAUUCCACCACGAAGGCUGGACUAACAUUUCUAUUCGCAUCGAUGGAGAAGUGUCUAAGAAAUGGAGAUUCUGGCUUUUCAAACUUGAUGAGACACACUUGGCAUCUAUAGCAAAAGGGGAUCCAGAGGAUGCUAUAAACACCUUCAAGAAAACACUGUCCAAUGUGAUCAUUGCAGAGAACCAGUUAUCUUCUGCGCUAGACAGUCCAGAAGAAGGUUUCACUCUACAGACAGUGGAAGAGCUUACACGAUCUCAGGGGUAACUGGCCAACAGAUGCUAGGCAUUCUUGAAACCUACAGUGACCUACAACAGCUGGAGCGUGUGUCUGAAUCCUAGAGGACUCCAGCCUCCGAUAAUCUAAAUAUACAGGCACAUGUGAAUCAUGGAAGGGCUUCUAUUGCAGAAAGUGGCUUUAUAUCCUUUGAUUUUCUAUGACACAAGGCCAUACCAGGGGAUUUUGAAUCGUCUACUUUCUCUAUACCAAGUGAUGCUGUAUGGAUGUUGUUUUGAUAUAUCUAGUAUACGUGAGUGAUUGCAUUUUUUUCUAACA
Messenger RNA from Zea mays, 1706 nucleotides. RefSeq names its product L-aminoadipate-semialdehyde dehydrogenase-phosphopantetheinyl transferase. The transcript is spliced from 5 exons. Lineage: Eukaryota; Viridiplantae; Streptophyta; Magnoliopsida; Poales; Poaceae. The coding region runs from base 588 to 1418 and encodes 276 amino acids. Gene Ontology annotation, molecular function: magnesium ion binding; holo-[acyl-carrier-protein] synthase activity. The record is from RefSeq and is a predicted model, not a curated record. Gene Ontology annotation, cellular component: cytosol.